Molecule: messenger RNA, 5184 nt
Organism: Cyprinus carpio (common carp)
Lineage: Eukaryota; Metazoa; Chordata; Actinopteri; Cypriniformes; Cyprinidae
Product: nephrocystin-3-like
Exons: 28
Coding region: 448-4362 (1304 amino acids)
Biological process (GO): kidney development; convergent extension; determination of left/right symmetry
Molecular function (GO): protein binding
Source: RefSeq, a predicted model, not a curated record
CUUUUUGGUCAUACUGAAGACCCGUAGAAGAAGGCGUGCCUAGUAACGCGGUUGUCAGGAAGACUUUGGGGAGAAAAUGUGUACAUCAGUAUGAUUUGUUUACCUUUUGACUGAUAGGCCAGUUGUGUUUAUGAACACGUUACUUAUAUAUUUUGGUCUUAAGAUUGAUAUCAGUUUUGUCCAAAUUCAUCGUUCUGGAUCUUCUCAAUCCUCUCGGUUGGGUGUAGUGUUUUUCUUCACUCUUUUGGAAUUCGUCCCGCACAUCGGCUCCAGAAUACCCGCAGGGUUCAAGACCACAGUGUAAGGUGAUGCUUAAGCAUGAAAUAUGCAGAUAUCCACGUUCUCCGUGUGUUGGAUUUGAUGAUACUGUAAGCAUCGAUGUUCAAUCUGCAAGAGUGUGAGUGAUCUAGCUGACAGGUGUCUUUGUGGCACCUCUCAUCAGUUGUUAUGGGUACGGCGUCCUCUCUGGUGAGCCCCAGUGAGGUGAUUGAGGAUGCGUACGGUGGUGAGGGAGGGGAGGCGUGUGAGAUACCGGUGGAGGUGAAGCCAAAGGCACGUCUGCUGCGGAGCUCCUUCCGCCGCGGGCCUCGUGUCAUCGGCGCCAGCUUCAAAUCUACCGGAUCAGUGGAACUGGAGUACGCCGCUGAGUAUGAGCGCCUCAGGAAAGACUACGAGAUCUUUAGGGUCAGCAAGAACAAUGAGAUCGCCUCCAUGCAGAAGAAAGAAGCCAAGCUGGAUGAAGAGAACAAGAGACUGCGCGCUGAGCUGCAGGCCCUUCAGAAGACUUACCAGAAGAUUCUUCGAGAGAAGGAAAGUGCCGUGGAGGCAAAGUAUCAAGCCAUGGAGAGAGCUGCCACCUUUGAGCAUGACAGAGACAAGGUCAAACGGCAGUUUAAGAUAUUUCGGGAGACUAAAGAAAAGGAAAUUCAGGAUUUGCUGCGGGCAAAACGAGAUCUGGAGUCAAAACUUCAACAGCUGCAGGCUCAAGGCAUUCAGAUUUAUGAUCCAGCAGACUCGGAUUCAGACGACAACUGCACCACUGUCACCACUGCAGGAACUCAGUGCGAGUACUGGAGUGGUGGCGUGUUGGGCAGCGAGCCGUCCAUGGGCAGUAUGAUGCAGUUACAGCAGACACACAGGGGUCCAGAAUUCGCUCACAGUCUCAUCGACGUGGAGGGGCCGUUUGCCAAUGUCAGCAGAGAUGAUUGGGAUGCAGCUGUAGCCAGUCUGCUGCAAGUUUCUCCUCACGUCUCUCAGGCUCUGUGGAGUAACACAGUCCGCUGCUACCUCAUAUCCACACAGGAGACCAGAGCGGAGCUGCAGACCUUUAUACAAACUCAUUCUUUAAGGCUGCAGAGGUUUUGUGAGGGUUUGGGUCAUUUCUACCUGAACGUGUCAUUUCCUGAGGAGAAAGCCGCUUUGUAUGCUGCUGAACGCAGGCAGGAGAUCGAGAGAAGCUCUGUGUGUGUGCUGCUACUCAAAUCCUCAGUGUCCAGUUGUGUUGUAGAGGAUGUGGAGGAAGCGUUUGUGAAAACCCCAGACUCUCGUCCUCUCUUGCUUUAUUUGCGAACUGGUGACAGAAAAGGAGAAAAGGAAGAGGUGUCCACCCUCAGUCCAUCCACUAGAGACUUGCUGGAGAGAGUUAACAAAGCUGACAAGAGUGCCAAACUUAAAGUAUUGGAUCAUGCAGGGUCUGUGGAGGGUGGAGCUGCUCUUAUCUUCACUCAACUUGAAAGAAUUAUCAAACAGGAGUUGUUGGGAUUGGAGUUAGAAGAGAGCGGAGCGGUGGAGGAGAGAGAAGAGGAAGACUCUGGCGAUGUGCUGUGGGACCUUCAUGAUGAGCAGGAGCAGAUUGAGGCGUUCCAGCAGGCUUGCAGCGCUGCUUCCAGAUUCAGCUUCCAGAAGUAUGUUGACCGACUCAAUGAUAUGGUAGCCGCCCCUCCACCCACCCCACCGCUGCUGGUAUCUGGUGCACCUGGAUCGGGCAAAUCACUUUUGCUCGCUAAAUGGAUAGAGUUACAGCAGAAACACUCUCCCAACACCCUCAUUCUGUAUCACUUCACAGGACAUCCUCUCACGACCAGCACAGAUCCAGUGCUCAUCAUCAAGCGCCUCACAGUAAAGCUGCUCCAGCAUUUCUGGUCUAUUUCCGGCCUCUCGAUGGACCCUUCUAAGAUACUCGAGGAGUUCCCACGCUGGCUAGAGCGGCUGUCUGCACGUCACCACGGAAACAUCAUAAUCAUCAUUGACUCCAUUGACCAAAUACAGAAUGCUGAGCGGCACAUGAAGUGGCUAAUUGAUCCUCUUCCUGCUAAUGUGAGAGUGCUGGUGUCAGUUAACGUGGAGACCUGCCCACAGGCAUGGAGAUUGUGGCCCACGCUGCACCUGGACCCACUCAAUCCCAGAGAGUUGAAGAGUGUCAUCAGCACAGAAUGUGUGAACAGCGAUAUCAAACUCACCAAAGAUCAGGAAAAGAAGUUGGAGAGACAUUGCCGUUCAGCUGCAACAUGCAACGCACUCUAUAUCUCACUAAUAUCAAGACUCAUUACACAAUCUAGAUCUUCCUGGACGUUGGAGAAGACUCUACAGCAGUGUGCGUCGUGUCAAGACACAGUAUCACUAUACAGACUGGCCCUGAAGGUUGCGCUAGACUCACUCAGCACUGAUCAGGAAAAGCACAUCAUGAAAGAGCUACUGUGCCUUGUAUGUGCCAGUCGCAAUGGCAUCAGUGAAUCAGAGGCUUUGGAACUGUUCCCAGACCUGAGUUUUCCUGCUCUCACCUCACUGCUCCACAAUCUGGAAAGACUCCUCAUCAUUACCUACGCCUGUGGCCUCAUUCGCUUUCAGCACCCACAGGCAUGUGAAGCGGUCAACCAAGAGUUUCUGGAUGGGGGCAAAUGUCAUGGAUCCUACAGAGAGAAAAUCAUUCGGUUCUUCAGUGAACAGCUGAAGCAAGACAGAGUGACAUGGAGGGUGGCUGAUGAAUUGCCAUGGUUACUGCAGCAGCAGGAAGAUCGAAGUAAUCUCCAGAUGAGUCUGCUUAACCUGUUUGUGUCCCAGAACCUGUACAAGAGGGGUCAUUUCUCAGAGCUGCUGGCAUACUGGCAGUUUGUUGGUAAGGAUAAAUGCUCAAUGGCGAUAGAGUAUUUCGACUCAUUGAAGGAGUUUGAGAAGACCUGUGAGAGUGAACAGAGCAUGAGCCGACUGGCCGACCUGUACGAGACACUGGGCCGCUUCCUCAAAGACCUGGGACUGCUCAGCCAGGCGGUGGCCCCCUUGCAGCGCUCCUUGGAGAUCCGUGAGACCGCUCUGGAUCCAGACCACCCAAGUGUGGCUCAGUCCCUGCACCAGCUUGCAGGGGUUUACGUUCAUUGGAGGAAAUUUGGAAACGCAGAGCAGUUGUACAAACAAGCUAUGGAGAUUUGUGAAAACGCUUAUGGCCCUGAACACAGCACUGUCGCUAGAGAACUAGACUCACUCUCGCUCCUCUACCAGAAACAAAACAAAUAUGAGCAGGCUGAGAAGCUGAGAAAGAGAUCAGUCAAGAUCAGACAGAAGACAGCACGACAGAAAGGCCACAUGUAUUGCUCUCCUCAAUCGAAGGCGCACCAGGCACUGCAGUUAGAGGAACUUACUCUUGGCAAAGACUCAGCAGAUUGUGCCAAGACUCUAAAUGAGCUUGGAGUGCUUUAUUACCUGCAGAACAACCUGGAUGCUGCAAAAAUGUUCUUGACCCGAUCCCUGGAGAUGCGCCAGCGUGUGCUAGGGCCGGAUCACACCGACUGCGCCCAGUCUCUGAACAACCUAGCUGCACUCCACAGCGAGAGGAAAGAGUAUGAGAGUGCAGAGGAGCUGUAUGAAAGAGCACUUGACAUCCGCAAACGAGUACUUGCCCCAGAUCAUCCCUCUCUCGCCUAUACCCUCAAACACUUGGCCAUGCUUUACAAACGCAGGGGGAAGCUGGAAAAGGCAGUGCCUCUAUAUGAACUGGCUCUUGAAAUCAGAGAGAAGAGCUUCGGGCCUAAACACCCCAGUGUGGCCACUGCUUUGGUUAACCUCGCAGUGCUCUAUUGCCAGCUGAAGCAGCACAGUGAUGCAUUGCCUUUGUACGAGCGAGCUCUAAAGGUAUAUGAGGACAGUCUCGGCCGACUGCACCCUCGUGUUGGAGAGACUCUGAAAAACCUGGCUGUACUCAGCUACGAAGAGGGAGAUUUCGAGAAGGCCGCUGAACUGUACAAGAGAGCAAUGGAAAUAAAGGAGGCUGAGCCGUCUCUGGUGUGCGGUAAGGCCCCCUCACAUCACUCAUCCAGCGGCGACACCUUUAGCCUGCAAAGCCCCGCCCUGCCUCAUGCCUCAAGGUGACACCUGACCCCUCAACACCUAACUAAGCUGAACUCUUACCUCUAAUAAUUAAGCCAUAUUGGCCACACUCACUGUGUUCAGGCAUGGGCUUGAAGUCUGCAUGGAGCAAUCAAAUAUGCAUGGUAAGAAAACAUUGGGAUCCAACUCGGUUCUCAUUCCUACUGUAAUUUACAGUAUAAAUCAAAUUGGAAAACCAGAGAAAGUGUUUUAUUCCUGUGAUUUUUAAUAACUGUUGAAACAGCACUCAAUAUCAUCAACAUACCAAUGACAUUUCUAAUGCACUGCUGUUAAACUGUGAGGUGUAGUAAAGUAGUGUUUAGUAAAGUCACUGACCAGAAUAGUGUUAUUUAUGGAAGGCAACCUCAGAAUUAAAAAGAAAGAUAAUUGUGAGAAGUUUAAAUGACUAAGUACCUUACUGUAAACAUAUAAAAUAUGUGAUCUACAGUGUUCCAGUCUGAGCUCCUUCCUCUGGUCUGACCUGCUUCCUGCCAUGCAAAGUAAACUUUAAAAUGCAGAACUGUAAAUUGCACAGCAAUACUAAAGGACAACUGACAUACAUAGCCAUACAAAACAUUAUAACAAGAUAUCAAGGUAAAGGUAAUGAAUCAAAUUAGUGUUUUUAUUGUAUUCAGUAUUUUAUUUUAUAUGGUCUCACAUUUUUAAGAGGAAGCAUUUAAAUGGUUCAAUACCACAGAACACAGCAUGUGCAAUAAUUAUGUUUUUUGUAAUGCAUUAUGACAGUGUCAAUAUAUGUAGUUUAGUUUAUACAAUGACUGUUCAUCUGAAAAGUGCAUCUAUAAUAAAUCCAUAUUAUGAACCAUA